AUGAAGAAGGCUCAAGAGAUUAAUUGGUCUAAAUACCAGAUUGAUAUCGAGGGUGUGAUGACAUUAUCUUCGCUUUCCAUGAAAAUCUUUCGUCAGAAUUCUUUGAAUGAUCAAACCUUUCACAUCCAUAUACCUACUAGAAACCAAGACACUUUUAUUAGGCGUGGGUAUUAUGUUGAUGUAUAUAAGCCCUAUGGUGAGAAUCUUUACUACUAUGAUGUGAACUCUUUAUAUCCUUUUAUUAUGAAAUCCUAUCCGAUGCCACUUUUAAGAAGAAAUUGGUGGAAAAAAUCAAUACAACCAAAUAGAGAACUAAUAAUAUAA
This is a messenger RNA of Salvia miltiorrhiza (redroot sage), 324 nucleotides long. The record is from the annotation of a RefSeq genome assembly. NCBI's taxonomy places the organism in Eukaryota, Viridiplantae, Streptophyta, Magnoliopsida, Lamiales, Lamiaceae.